Bombus impatiens (common eastern bumble bee) is the source of this 617-nucleotide messenger RNA. Its product is annotated as serine protease inhibitor 3-like. NCBI's taxonomy places the organism in Eukaryota, Metazoa, Arthropoda, Insecta, Hymenoptera, Apidae. The coding region runs from base 207 to 455 and encodes 82 amino acids. The transcript has 2 exons. The record is from RefSeq and is a predicted model, not a curated record. Gene Ontology annotation, molecular function: peptidase inhibitor activity.
CUUAAAAAUCUUUCGUAACAUAUGCUGUUAUUUACAAACAUCUUUCAGAAUGUUCAUAAAUAAAUUUGGUGUUCAAAAUAAACAGAUUCCUAGAAAAUGUGAAACAUUCGGAUGAGGUUGUAACAGAAUCAGAGAUUAUAAACGUAUAUAAAGUGUGGCAUCAAUGGAAUAGUUCGUAGAAAGACGUACAGUAACACGCGAGAAACAUGUCUCUUAAAAUCUUCACUUUUCUGUUCCUCUUACUCAUCGUCGAGUCGUUUGGUGCUGCUGUUUAUGAAGCAAAACGAAAUUGUAUACCGGGUAAAAGUUACUUUGAUGGGUGCAAUACUUGUUUUUGUCAAGGAAGUGGAGAUAUAAUCUGUACCUUGAAAUACUGUGAAAUAAUCGAUUCCAAAACUGGUACUACGAAAAUGGCAGAAUACAUACCCCCUCCGGACGAUUUUUGGAGUAACUAACGAUAUUAAUCAUUUAUAAGUACAUUAACACUUGGUCAGUCGUUCAAACUGUCGUGGGCAGCACAAAUUAGAAUAUCAUAUGCUUUUCAACGAACUAUUGUAUAUCUGAUCAGUAACAAACAAGAUAUUUAAAAAGAAUAAAUUAUUAUCUCAAAAACUGAA